Oncorhynchus masou masou (cherry salmon) is the source of this 2046-nucleotide messenger RNA. RefSeq names its product protein shisa-9-like. NCBI's taxonomy places the organism in Eukaryota, Metazoa, Chordata, Actinopteri, Salmoniformes, Salmonidae. Gene Ontology annotation, cellular component: dendritic spine membrane; postsynaptic density; AMPA glutamate receptor complex. The coding region runs from base 1 to 1311 and encodes 436 amino acids. Gene Ontology annotation, biological process: regulation of AMPA receptor activity; regulation of short-term neuronal synaptic plasticity. The record is from RefSeq and is a predicted model, not a curated record. The transcript has 4 exons.
AUGGCAGCGUGCCCCCUGUCCUGCCUCCUCCUCAUCCUAUCCUUCAUCCUGACGGGGCCCAGCCUGGCCCAGGACCUCACCAGCUCCACCACCGCUGGCCCAUACACUGUCCAAACCCAGACAGACAAUCAGACAGCUCCAAUGACCCCCACCACAACGGAGCCCAUCACCACGCUAGUAACCACAGAGUUCAGCGGCAUGUCGACGCCCAGUGGCGACAUCGCGGAUGAUGAGGAUGCCAUCCCUACCAAAGGCACCCGUUGCCAAGGUUACUACGAUGUGAUGGGCCAGUGGGACCCACCUUUCAACUGCAAUAUGGGUGUUUUCCUGUACUGCUGUGGUACCUGCUUCUACCGCUUCUGCUGCCAGUUCAGAGGGCAGCGGCUCGACCAGAGCAUCUGCUCAAACUAUGACACACCCAUCUGGGCCAACACGGGCAAGCCCAUCACCACGGUGACCGAGGGCCAUGGGAACCAGGAGAGAGACCGCACCCAUAUGAUUGUCUACAUCAUCUGUGGAGUGGUGGCCAUCAUGGUGCUGGUGGGCAUCUUCACCAAGCUGGGCCUGGAGAAGAGCAGGGGAUCGGCAGGGGCGCAGAACGACCUCAGCAACUCCAGGACCCUGACAGAGCUUCUGAAGCAGCCCAGAGGAGAGGUUAGCUCAGUGGACAGCACAAUCAUCAACCCCCCUAUCGAAACCAACUACAUCUCAGCUAGGAUGCUACGCAGCCGCAGCGAGCACUACCACCUGAACAAUUCAGCCUUAUACCCAGGAAUGCCACACCCUCAUAGCAACCUCAGUGGACUGGGCCUCAACAAGUACAACUCCCUCAGGGCUGUGGCGGACACUGCCUCUAGGGGAUACUAUAAGAGCUACCCUUUGAUGGACUUCUCCCAGUACCAGGCAGCUCCAGCCUUCCAGCCCAUCUCCCUGCACCCUAAGGACAAGUCCUACCUUCAUCAGGACCACCACCAGCUCCCCACCCACCACAACCUCCACGCCCCCCUCUCCAUCUCCAUCCCCCAGAGCCACCCGGAGAGGUCCCGCCUGUCCAAGACCACCAGCCACCCCCUGUUCUCUAGCUCGGCCUUGAAAGCCUGGGACACCAGUGGACACUACGUCCAGAGGCAGACCUCCCAGCCUGGGCACAUCUCAGCCCAUCAGCAUGUCUAUUCCACCAGGAGACAGCACAGCGUAGAGAAUUUCCCGGAGAUGUUCAACCACCCUGUGUCAUACGGCCACCCAUCCUCCUACCACCACACCAGGCAUAAGAGCUACUCCACCAACAGCAAGACAGAGGUCACUGUCUGAGAAUGGAGCUCUGAGUUCCUCUGUACCUACAAUGAUACAGAAACAGAUACAAAAAUGUACAGGAUAGAGAGGAGUGUCGGAGUGUUUCAAAGAUACUGGAUGAAGGGGGGUUAAAAGAUAGGGCAACAAUGCAUCAGCAUCGCCACCCACCACCAUGACUCAAGUACAAUAACUGAACCACAAAGAUCCCCAAGACAUUGAUAAUGCAAGAGAAACACUGUCGCUCUCUGAACACCUCUGAGCCUCUCGGUCUCUAUGUCUACCACAACUCCUUGUUGCUCGAAACCUUUCUUUAACUCUACUACAUCUCUCCAUGCAUUCUUCUCUGAUCUUGUUCUUUCGCCUAUAUCCUCUAUUUCCCACUCCCACAGCUCCCCCCUCUCUCAGCCCUUAGAAGCGCUGUGUUCAGGCCUUUAGAGGGAUGAUGGCACCCGCGGGGCCACAUUAACUCGACAGGGACAAUGCCAUCCUCACGUCAGCUCCAAUCAGCCUCCGCCCCAGCGCAAGACAGAGAGAGAGAGAGGGAGAGAGACAGGUAGGGAGAUAGUGGGAAAUCACUCUAGGGAUCUUUAGAGGAAAGCCGGAUGACAGGAGUGGACAAAGUAUAUAUGUACAGAUUUUUCUUCCCUGGGGGUGAAAUGAAGGAGUCAUUGUGGAUCUGGAGACUGUAUAGCCUGGGUGCCAGUCUGUGUCUGCUCUCUUGCCAACUCCUUAUGGAAUUGUCACGGCUUGACA